Eutrema salsugineum is the source of this 1089-nucleotide messenger RNA. RefSeq lists its product as uncharacterized. The record is from RefSeq and is a predicted model, not a curated record. The transcript has 2 exons. The coding region runs from base 187 to 930 and encodes 247 amino acids. Lineage: Eukaryota; Viridiplantae; Streptophyta; Magnoliopsida; Brassicales; Brassicaceae.
AUUCCAUUUUUCUCGAUCACUGGUGUUUAAGCUUUCCUUUAUUUUUUUUUUUUUUUCUGUUUAUUCUCUUUCGUCUUCGUAUCCCUCGAGGAAAAUAUUCCUUAACUUGCGCCUGUUAAAGCUCUUAACUUGCGCACAUCGCCGGCGAUUAAUGAUAAUCUGAUCCCGUCGGUAAGAUCGUAUUAAAUGGAGGUUAUGGUGGGUUCGUCGUUUAGAAUCGGCAUGGCUGCGUACGUUAGGGAUCGUGGCGGCGUAUCGGCGCAGGAUAAGUCUGUUCCGGCGGCUCUGUUUUUGGCGGAUGAAACAAGACGCGGUGGAUCGCAGAUCGGGAUGGGAUUGAGGGUAAGUAGUAAAUCGCCAGAUGAAUCGUCGGAGGAGGAUAGUCUAUCGUCGAUCGGAGAGAGCAGCGAAAACGAGGAGGAAGAGGAAGAAGAAGACGACGCCGUUUCGUUUCAAGAAGGAGGAGCACUUGAUUCGUUUUGUUCCUCUUUAGAAGACUCUCUGCCUAUUAAGAGAGGAUUAUCAAACCAUUACAUAGGUAAAUCGAAAUCGUUUGGGAAUUUAAUGGAAGCGAGCAACAUCAAAGCCAAGGAUCUGGAGAAAGCAGAGAAUCCAUUCAACAAGAGGAGGAGAUUGCUUAUUGCUAAUAAGCUAAGGAGAAAAGGAAGAUCUUUAUCAGCUUCACAUUUCUACACUUGGCAAAACCCUAAUUCCAUGCCUUUACUUGCACUCCAAGAACCCAAUGAAGAGGAUCACAAUGACGAGGACGAUGAUGGUGAUGAUCAAACUAUAAAGUUGUUGGAGAAGAGGAAGAUGAUGAUGAUGAUAAAGAAUAAGAAAGAUGAUUUGAUGGCUCAGACUCAAAGCUGUUUCUGUCUAAGUAGUUUGCAAGAGGAAGAUGAUGAUGGUGGUGGUGAUGAUGAUGAAUGAUCAAAUUGGUAACAUGUUUCUGUAAUACUUAAUAUUAAUUUGUUUUUCUCUUGUGAAUUUGUUUUUUAAAAGGGAGAUUAGAGAUUUAGAGGAAGCUUCAGUGGUAAAAGAUUUGAUUUGUUAGGAAUAUUAUUAUUAAUAUUAAUCUAUUCAUUAUUA